Molecule: messenger RNA, 1174 nt
Organism: Seriola aureovittata
Lineage: Eukaryota; Metazoa; Chordata; Actinopteri; Carangiformes; Carangidae
Gene: mrpl10
Product: mitochondrial ribosomal protein L10
Exons: 5
Coding region: 38-796 (252 amino acids)
Biological process (GO): translation
Cellular component (GO): mitochondrial large ribosomal subunit
Molecular function (GO): structural constituent of ribosome
Source: RefSeq, a predicted model, not a curated record
UCGUCACUUAGGAAGUGACGAUGCUUUCCUGGCAAAGAUGGCGGCGACCUUGUGUGUAAAAUUACUACCUAAACAGGGAUGGCUUCCCCUGACUCAGAGUGUCCGGCACGGCUCCAAGGCUGUGACUCGCCACAGGAAACCAGUACACAUCCUCAGACAGAAGCUCCUGGCUGUCACGAAGUACAUUCCUCCUACAAGGGUCGUUCCUCCAGGCGCUUAUCCAUCCAAACCCAAAGAAGUCCAGGAGGAUAAUGCAUUGAUGUUACUCAUGAAGAGGGAGGUGAAGAAAGUGUUCCAGGACUAUAAGAUGAUUGCUGCAGCCCAGAACAACGCCAGCAACGCUGAAGAUAUGAUGACUCUCAAGAACAGACUUCAUAAACAUGGCAUCACUGUCAAGUUCUUCCCCAACCAGGUGAUGCGGUCAUUCCUGAAGGACAGUAUUUAUUGCAACAUGGCUCCUCUGUUCAUCGGUCCAACAGUUCUGAUUGUCAGUAAAGAGCCAAAGGCGAGGGAGAUGCUGGUUGCUCUGAGGUCCAGUCCACAGAUGACACUCCUGGGAGCCUGCAUAGAGAACACACUACUGAGUGCAGACGGGGUAGUGAGCUACUCCAGAAUGCCGUCAAUGACUGUCGUCCAGGGUCAGCUGGUCAGCGGGCUGACAAUGCUCACCUCCUACACUGCCUCCAUGCUGCAGCGCCACCCGGCACACCUGUCAGCCCUCCUCCAGCAGUACGUCAAGCAGCAGAGCCCGGACAGCAGCACAGAGGGAGCUCCUAAAGCAGAGGAGGCCACGUAGAGCUUCAGAGGAAGUUACCGGGACUGUUAACCUCGCAGAUUUGCUGCCGCUUGGAACGACGAGGGACUAUAGAGUCAGAUGCACACUUUAACAUUUAUUUUAAUUUAGUAGCAAUGUUCCAGGCAGAUUUUUUUGGGAUUGGGGAAAAAGCCUGCAAAAAGAUGUUGAAUAUUCAGCUGGCACUAAAUUCAACUAAAUCCUCCAGUGUGCAUCUGACCAUAGGAGCGCUGUUCAUUCAUUAUGGUGACUGAAAGAUUCUGCAGACUUGACUGGUGUCAGUGCUUUUGGAUGGACAAUGCUGCAAAAAAUAUCAUUGUUACUCAAGCUUUUACUUCAUUUAAGGGUAUUGUCACAUAAAAAUAAAUUAUAUCAACUCAG